Mangifera indica (mango) is the source of this 1378-nucleotide messenger RNA. Its product is annotated as OVARIAN TUMOR DOMAIN-containing deubiquitinating enzyme 2-like. Lineage: Eukaryota; Viridiplantae; Streptophyta; Magnoliopsida; Sapindales; Anacardiaceae. Bases 664 to 1221 code for a protein of 185 amino acids. Gene Ontology annotation, biological process: endoplasmic reticulum unfolded protein response; protein deubiquitination. The transcript has 8 exons. Gene Ontology annotation, cellular component: nucleus; cytosol. The record is from RefSeq and is a predicted model, not a curated record. Gene Ontology annotation, molecular function: cysteine-type deubiquitinase activity.
UCUUUAGAAAACUGGAAACAAUAGCCUAUGGUUCCCGUUCAUGGUUAUAUAACUCAAAUAGGCAUCAUAAUGGUAAAACUUAAGAACAUCUCAAUGAAUUAAGUGAAACUAGUUAACAUAAUUUUUAGGAAAAUAAUGAGAAAGACGGUAAGACAUGGAUGAAAAUUGUUUAUGAAUAAAUAUUAAGAGUUAGUGAGACAUUGAUUUGGAAGUCUCAAGAUAAGACAAAUCUUGAACUAGAAAGUUAAACUUGACUCACUAAUUAAGAUAUUUAGUUAGAAAAUCCGAUGCUGAUCUGUGGUCAACAUUAAAAGUGUACUGUUGAAUCCAGGACUUGGCCUACACAUAAUUUAAGCUUAGAGACAACUGCCAUAAUUUACACCUGUUUAAUGAGUAAACAAAAAAUUAGAAAAAUAUUCUACUCACUAGUUUUCAGAUCUUUUUUAUCAUAACUAUAUGUCCACCAGAGUCCAGUUAAAUUAUCUAGAACACAAAGAAAAAAUCUUCAUUUAUUUUAUGAUGCACAGCAGGCCUUUAUAAUUAGCACGUGUUUUGUCCAUUUUUUUUCCUUCUUCUUCUUAUCUUCUCCAUUUCUUUACUGCAAAGUUACAUUCUUUAUUCCAUUCGGUGCUUCUUUUUUCGUGGUGCAUAUAUCCCUGUAAGAUGGAAGGGAUUAUAGUUAGAAGGGUGAUUCCCUCAGACAAUAGUUGCCUUUUUAAUGCUGUUGGAUAUGUUAUGGACCAUGACAAAAAUAAAGCUCCUGAAUUGAGACAGGUUAUAGUGGCAACAGUGGCAAGUGAUCCUGUAAAGUAUUCCAAAGUUUUUCUUGGAAAGCCAAAUAAUGAGUAUUGUUCCUGGAUUCAGGACUCAGAGAAGUGGGGACGUGCCAUUGAACUUGCCAUAUUAGCAGAUUAUUAUGGAUGUGAAAUUGCAGCAUAUGAUAUUCAGACCACAAGAUGCAAUUUAUAUGGCCAGAUGUCUCCAUUUGAGGGAGCUCCGGAGGAGUUUCAUCAGAACAUAUUUGCUGUGGGGAAAGACAGGACCUUAGGGCCAGCUGAGGAACUUGCUCUUAAUCUUCUUAAAGAGCAACAAAGGUGGUCGUUAACGGAGAAGGAGUUACACUUACACUGCCAAGUUCACUUUGCAUUGUGGAGUAUGCCAAAUCGGGGUGGUGGGCCAGAAGGAGGCUGUGGAGCACGCUCAAGCAACAGGCCAUGUUAAUUUUCAGGAAUAUAGAUGACAGUAACCAUGUGAGAAACCUGCAAAAAUAGACCCAUUUCAUUUUAGUAACUCUUUGACAUCAGAAACCACUGCUUCCUGGAAUUAUGUUACAGAAUUGGAAGUUAAAUACAUUCAUGAUUGAACUACUUUUUAUAAA